GUCGCAACCCAGCCAGGGAAGGCAGGCUCCUCUGAUAGGCGUGUCGGGGGCGGGGCCCACGGCAACCACACCCUUCAAGGACAGAGCUUAAAGGGGCGGGACUUCCUGUCUGAGCAGCCUUUGUGCCUCCGGAAGAGCUGAGUAGCGGUUAACGUCGGGCAUCCAGCGAGGACGCACUGCAACUGGAGCUGAUAUUGAGCUUAAGAAGAAAAUAUAAAAGAGUUUGGAAAGAACUGUUCCCCGGAACUCAGCAUUUUACGCCUUGAGGCACCUGAGUUCUCGCCCGCAUUUAAAGUAUUCCUUCCUCUAUAUUUUUGGUAAGAUGGCUGAUCCUUGGCAGGAAUGCAUGGAUUAUGCUGUAACCCUAGCAAGACAAGCUGGAGAGGUGGUUUGUGAAGCUAUAAAAAAUGAAAAGAAUGUUAUGCUGAAAAGUUCUCCAGCUGAUUUGGUUACUGUUACUGACCAAAAAGUUGAAAAGAUGCUUAUUUCUUCCAUAAAGGAAAAGUAUCCUUCUCACAGUUUCAUUGGUGAGGAGUCUGUGGCAGCUGGGGAAAAAUGUGUCUUAACCGACAACCCCACGUGGAUCAUUGACCCUAUUGAUGGAACAACCAAUUUUGUACAUAGAUUUCCUUUUGUAGCUGUUUCGAUCGGCUUUGUUGUAAAUAAAAAGAUAGAAUUUGGAGUUGUGUACAGUUGUGUGGAAGAUAAGAUGUAUACUGCCAGGAAAGGAAAAGGUGCCUUUUGUAAUGGUCAAAAACUACAGGUUUCAAAACAAGAAGAUAUUACCAAAUCACUCUUGGUGACUGAGUUGGGCUCUUCCAGAAUACCAGAGACUGUCAGAAUUAUUCUUUCUAAUAUGGAAAGGCUGUUUUGCAUUCCUAUUCAUGGGAUCCGGAGUGUUGGAACAGCAGCUGUCAAUAUGUGCCUUGUGGCAACUGGAGGAGCUGAUGCAUACUUUGAAAUGGGAAUUCAUUGCUGGGAUGUUGCAGGAGCUGGAAUUAUUGUUACUGAAGCUGGUGGAGUGUUACUGGAUGUUACAGGUGGACCAUUUGAUUUGAUGUCACGAAGAGUAAUUGCUGCAAGUAGUAGAACAUUAGCAAAAAGGAUAGCCAAAGAAAUUCAGGUCGUCCCUUUACAACGAGAUGAUGAAUAAUUACAACAGCCUCACACUCAGUCACUGUUGCUUUUCCCCACACUUGCUGACUUGCUGAGGGAUAUCUGUUUCAGAUGUAUGAUACGCUUGGUUUAAAUUGUCUUUGUCAAGAUUAAAAAAUUGGAACACAGUCCAUGUUUACUAAGACUAUGUAAAAAGAGCUAUAAUAUUUGUUUCAUUGUUUUAAAAAAUUCUGCAUGUGAGAAUGUAUUUUAGGAAAAAUGCACAGGAAGUACAGUUCAUCAGAUAAGGAGGACACCAACUGAAAAAAUCAAUUAGCAAUUUUGCAUUUCUGAGUACUUGUGGUCCUCUGGAAUUUUGACUUAUGAUAUUUGUAUACAUACACACAGAUACUCAGAAAGUUACCUUUUUGGAAAAAUAUUUCUUUUUAGUUUUAAAAGCCAUGUUUAUUUAAAUCUUUAAGGAUAUAAUGAGUACUUCCUAGACCUUAAUUUUUCUCUUUGCAGAGAACCUUACUUAUUUUAUUCAUCAGUGUCUACAUAGCACCUAGUAUAGUACCUAUGAAAUAGAAGGCAAUCUACAGACAUCGUAAGGAUGAAUAAUUUGAAGGAAACAUUUUUUAGUUAUAAUAGAUACAUAAAGUAAUAAGCUCCCACUAUUCUGUAUUUUUGCUUUAGGUUUUGAAGUAAAAAGUGUCUAGUUCUCUUUCUAACAUUACACAUUACCUUACUAUACUGCAUUAUAGAUAGCAUUGCCUGGCCAAACCUGGUGGUUCACGCCUAUAGUUCCCACCCUUUGGUAGGCCCAGGCAGAAGUAAAAAACUUCUAGUUCUCUUUCUAACAUUACACAUUACCUUACUAUACUGCUAUACAGAUAGCAUUGUCUGGCCAAACCUGGUGGUUCAUACCUAUAGUUCCCACCCUUUGGUAGGCCCAGGCAGAAAGAUUGCUUGAAGCUAGGAAUUCAAGACCAACCUGAAAAACAUGGUGAGACCCUAUCUCUACAAAAAAUAGAAAAUUUAACCAGGUAUGGUGGCACAUGCCUGUGGUCACUACUCCAGAGGCUGAAUCAGGAGGAUCACUUGAGCCUCAAGAGUUUGAGGUUGCAGUGAGCUAUGAUGAUGUGACACCCGUGCACCCUAACUUGGGCAGCAGAGCAAAGCCGUGUCUCAAAUACCAUUGUUUAUCAUUUCUUCAAUGAAUGCAUUUUCCAACCACUUUUUCAGUGUGUUUGGAUUUGCUUUAAAGUCCCUGAUGUGCAACAGAAUAAAACUGUUUCCAAAAAGCACUCUCCUCAGGUAUCUGAUAUAAUUAGAUAGAGUAUAACAUUUUACUCGAUUCAACAUUCAUGUCUUAAAGAUGUUUACACUAAUUUGUUCGUGCUGGCAAAUACUGUGCUGUUGAUAUUGAACUACUUGUUUUUUCCAGACUCCUUGUUUAACUUCACUACUAGGUUCUAAUCAGCCUUUAAAUGGUCUUCAAUAGUCUUUGGCCUACUAGACUCAAAAAGAAAAUUGCGCUGGUUAUAGGUAUUUUUAAAGGAUGAAUUUAUUGUUUAGCCUCGUUCCUCAUCAUGUGAAAUUGACAUGACAACUUAAUUUUAUUAUAAGUUUAUGUGAGGCCUAUGUUUGAUAAAAUGAAAAGUGCUUCUAUAAACUUCAAGCAAGGUAGAGAAUUACUGUUGCAUACAUGUAGCAGAAUGUUAAGUGUACAUGAUGGUAAGGUUUGAAUACUAUAAUUACUGUAGUGGGAUGGUUGCAUCUGAUACUUGUAUUAUUCUAUGAUAGGUUGUUUUUUACAAUGAAAUUUAUUUUAAUUAAGACAACCAUAAAUAAAAUUUUAAAUAAAAAGUG
Molecule: messenger RNA, 2967 nt
Organism: Nycticebus coucang (slow loris)
Lineage: Eukaryota; Metazoa; Chordata; Mammalia; Primates; Lorisidae
Product: inositol monophosphatase 1
Exons: 10
Coding region: 323-1153 (276 amino acids)
Biological process (GO): phosphatidylinositol phosphate biosynthetic process; signal transduction; inositol metabolic process
Molecular function (GO): inositol monophosphate 1-phosphatase activity
Source: RefSeq, a predicted model, not a curated record